Messenger RNA from Eufriesea mexicana, 1204 nucleotides. RefSeq lists its product as uncharacterized. The coding region runs from base 207 to 611 and encodes 134 amino acids. The record is from RefSeq and is a predicted model, not a curated record. NCBI's taxonomy places the organism in Eukaryota, Metazoa, Arthropoda, Insecta, Hymenoptera, Apidae. The transcript has 2 exons.
GUACUUCUUACUUAUUCAAUAAUUAGGUGAAAAGAUCAGAAAGCUGUAAAAAACCGUGUGAAAAUCGUUACCAGUCGUUGCUUCGUGCCUAAUCUAUUUCUCAAGAAAAAUAGAAAGUUGCGGUUGCUGUUACUACGUCAAUUUUGGGAAGAAGAGGAGGAUAUUUGGAUUGUGUACGAGAUAGCCAAGAAAACUGAACAAAAGUCAUGGUGGCCACUACGAGACCUCGAGAAAUUGAUAUCGACAAACCAAGUCAUACCGAACAAUUAGCUAAUUGGAUUAGUAGAGUUCGGUGUAAAAAACUGAUGUGUCGUCGAAAUCGCAAACGUGAUUUGCGGAUCGAGGCAGUGUUAACGUGUGCUCUUUUCAAAGCUGAACAUGAAUUACGCAGCAAGCAAUUAACUAGAAUUUCAAAAUGGCAACAAUUCAAAAAACAGUUUUUAAAGGAUACAGAUUAUCCAAAUUGUGAAUUCUACAAUGACGAAGAUAUGAAAAACUCGAAGUUAUGUCAAGAGAAUGAUCCCUGGCGAGGUCCUUUAUGCCCUGAACUGAGUAGUUUAGACAAUUUUAUGUCUAAAUUGGGGGAAAUUAAAGUACCACUACAGCGAUGAAGGAAUAGACAUAAUAUGAGCAACCAGGCCUGAAAAACCUAGGAAUGCGUCAGAUCCAGUCUAAAAAGAAGAUAAUUAGCAAUGUUUUGUCAACGAAACGUUGACUGUAACAACAGCUAAAUGGAGUCUCGAAUCAUUAUGCAGUACCGUAUCACGACGGUGCUGCGGGAAUAGAAGUCGCAUUACUAUCCUGAUGUAUAUCUGGAUAUUUUUUACUUGCAGUCUCGCCGUUUGAGAUGGCAUUGGGACAGGCGGAGGGAGUUGCUGUUUGCAGAGAUGCUGGGCGUACCGCAGAAUCGGGGGAUCCCAUGUGUUCUAGUCCCUACAACUUUCAUUGGUUUGAAAUACGGCGGUUUACAUAAAACAUUUUGUACUUACAUGAUGUAGUUUAAAGACAAUUUGUAUAGUGCAUUUUAACCUCUAGAUUUAAUAAUAGCGGUUCAAAUGUUCACUUAAGUAUCUUACAUAUCAAGGAAUAAUUUUUAUGUGUAGAUUUUGUAUAUGUUUAAUGUUAACAGUUUUGUAAAUAUUGUGAUACAGCAAAACGGCAGCGGAAGAAAUAAAAAAGAAUAAUAAAAGUUGGAAAAAGUUGA